AAAGCUUUCAGGUUUGAUGGCCAUCUCAGGCACUAUCCAGAGCAGCUCAGGAUUUGUCUAUUACCUGAUGCCCAACCAAUCUCUGUGCCUAUGUACAGGGCUUCCCCCACAAAGCAGGAAGUAAUAGAUAAACAACUACAAGCCUGGUCCAAGCAAGGCAUGAUUGAGGUGUCUAUCAGCCCCUGGGCUUUUCUGGUGGUGAUUGUGUAUUGCAAUGGUAAAGUGCAUUUU
Messenger RNA from Dacryopinax primogenitus, 231 nucleotides. RefSeq lists its product as uncharacterized. The annotation marks the transcript as partial. The record is from RefSeq and is a predicted model, not a curated record. The transcript has a single exon. NCBI's taxonomy places the organism in Eukaryota, Fungi, Basidiomycota, Dacrymycetes, Dacrymycetales, Dacrymycetaceae.